CUACUGUGCUAGCUACCAGGUAGCAAACGAAAUGCUCCCCGUGCCCCGACCCUUCCGCUCUCGCUCCUCGCCGCCGCCCACCCCUGCUCCAGUCCGGCGGGCUUUCUCGUCUCCACUACCCAGUCUGGACCUCUCAAGGCACCCUUCAGGCCAUCUCGACGUGGCGUAGGAAGACCACUGGCCGCUGCCGCCACCGCGAUCGCGUCCACCCGCCACGCGCGGCAGCUGUUCGACGCAAUGCCGGCCUCGCCGCGAGACGCCAUCUUCUGCGCCACCAACGCACGCGUCUAGCCGCGGCAGUGCCGGCCUUGCCCCAGUGCGAGCGUGCGCUUCUUUGGCCGCGCGGUGGCGUUUCCUAGAAAGGCAGCUUGGUUUUCCCAGAUCGCCGCCUCCUGCUUUCGCUUACCCUAAUUGCUGAAGGAGAUUUCUACGGCAGAAAAACAGGCUUGCCUAAACCGCUGUGGUCGACGCCAAUCACACUACACCGCGCGGUGCCGCCGAAGCAGGCCACGUUGUGGGUGGACUGUGGACGAGCUCGAGGACACGGAGCUAGGAGGAAUGGAUGAUGGGAUCAGUGGCUUUCAAGAAUCAAGUGACAUGUCUAUUUCGAGCGAUGGCGACGGCAUUAAGCAACGAAAGGAAAGCAAUGUGGAGCUUGCACAUGGCCUUGCUGAAGCUCAAUCAGAUGGAUCACUUGGAGAACCUGAAGUGGGGAUGACCUUUGAUACCGAGAAUGAGGUGAGAGAGUACUACAACACAUAUGCUAAAGCAAAAGGCUUCGGUGUGACGAGAAGGAGUUCACACAGAGAUGAUAAUGGACAACUGAAGUACCUUACGUUUUCCUGCUCUCGCUAUGGUAAGGCUCAGUCCAACUCAGGAAAUAUGUUGAAGCCAAGUCGAACAGCCGGGACAGGAUGUAAAGCUAAAAUCAAUAUUACCCGUGCUCCUGAUGGGAGGUUUCAUCUUUCGACGGUCAUUUUGGAUCAUAAUCAUACAUUAAGUCCACCUAAACCUCGGCGGUUCAGAUGCAACAAAAAGUUAGACUUCUGUGUCAAGCGAAGUCUUGAACUGAAUGACCCAGCUGAAAUACGAGUAAGCAAGAGUUCAACCAUACCUCGUGUCACACACUUUGACAUCGAGAAGCAAUUUCAAUCAGCUUAUACAAAUUUGAGGUUCAAAGAAUUUCAAGAAGAGCUAACACAAACUAUGUACUGUGAUCGGAAGUUGAUGCAAAAGGAGGGGGCGAUAGAAAUGUAUGAAAUCACCGAGGAUGUGCUGAUUGACGAAGAUAAAGGAUGGAGAAAAGAUAUUGUGCACCAUGUAUACUUCAGUGAGGAAGAGUUUGAAGUUAAGUGUUCAUGUCGCCGCUUUGAGUUCACUGGUAUUCUCUGUAGGCAUGUGUUAUGUGUGCUCACUCACAAGAAAAUCAAGGAGGUUCCUCCACAAUACGUCUUUGAUCGGUGGAAAAAAAAUGUGAACAGAAAGCACAACUUUAUCAGAUGCACAUAUGGCGGCAUGGAAGACACUCUUGCUGCAGAACGUUUUGAUAGAUUGUGCAAUUCUUUCUACCCAGUUGCAGAGAUAGGCGCCAUGUCAGAUGAUUCAUGCAAUGCUUUGAUGGAAGAGCUUCACACCCUGAAAAUUCGAUUCUCUAGCAACUCAAGUUCUGAAAAUGGUAAGGAACAUGUUGCUACACGGGAAGAUGCACCUUUGAAUGGAAAGACAACAAGUAAAACUACACCAAGUCCAAUAGCUGUCAGGUGUGCUCGAUGUCCUCCUUCACCGAGAAAACAAUCUAUGCUUGAUAAGCUUAUUUGUCAAGCAAACGAAAAGAAGAAGGAAGCUGAACAAAAGGCUUCUUCCACAAAUUUGAACAAGAAAAGGCCCCGUAAAAAUAGAAAAUCAUCAGUGGAUGAUAUUCUAGAACAACAUGUUAUGGAACAUUCGAGUCAGCAACCUGUUUGUUUGGAUGGCCCAGCUAGUAGCAUCACAUCUCAGAGAACAUUUGACUUGGCUAUUACCACUAGCAACAUAAAUCCAUCUGUGACAGCUACAAUACCAUCUGGAGGUUCAUCGACAAUGGUUAUGCCUCAAAUUCUUGGAGAAUACACACUUAUGCCAUUUCAAGUUCAACAAGGACCGGCUAUAGUGUCCAGCUCUGCAGAACUACACUUUGAUGGAAUUGGAGGGCUCAACAAUACGGUGGACCGGAGUUAGACAGGAUUUAUGUAAUUUGAAGAUGUUGGAUGCUGUAUUUUUAGUGUAGUAGCUGUAGCUGAUAGGCACCAGGGCACUAGAAUGUAGACACAUUUAUGUUUAUCUUCUGGUCUCUCCCCUAAGUACUAGAACUGAUUACAAAAUUAUUAUACAUUUGCAAUUUUUUAAGGAUAUGUGUGUGCGUGUGUGCACAUUUUGCAAUUUGCCAUGGAUACGCCAUAUGUGCAUAUG
This is a messenger RNA of Triticum dicoccoides, 2448 nucleotides long. RefSeq names its product protein FAR-RED IMPAIRED RESPONSE 1-like. The transcript is spliced from 6 exons. The record is from RefSeq and is a predicted model, not a curated record. Lineage: Eukaryota; Viridiplantae; Streptophyta; Magnoliopsida; Poales; Poaceae. Gene Ontology annotation, molecular function: zinc ion binding. Gene Ontology annotation, biological process: regulation of DNA-templated transcription. Bases 559 to 2217 code for a protein of 552 amino acids.